This is a messenger RNA of Manis javanica (Malayan pangolin), 10848 nucleotides long. The record is from RefSeq and is a predicted model, not a curated record. NCBI's taxonomy places the organism in Eukaryota, Metazoa, Chordata, Mammalia, Pholidota, Manidae.
CAUUGCACUUUUUUUUUUCCUUUCAGGAACGCGUUCGGCCCGCGGCAGGGGGCGGGGUCGCGCCUCUGUCGCGGCUUUGGUUCCAGCGGAGCCUCACGGACGCGGAGAUGGAAAGCCCAAGGCUGUUCCCGGCUCGUGGGGCACGACAGGGCGGCGGCGCUGGCAGCCCCGUGAGCGGCGGCCGGGACCACGGAGGCCCUGACACGCAGGCUGGCCAGGCCCCCAUGCGCCGCCUCCUGCUGCUCCGGGGACCCCAAGAUGGCGGGCCCGGGCGGCGGUGCCAGGAGGCUCGCGCGGCCUCACGGGGCCCGGGCCUGAGCCCUUUGGCGCCAAGGCCCGAUCACACUGGCGGCGGCGGCGGCGGCGGCGACUUCUUCCUGGUACUGUUGGACCCUGUGGGUGGCUACGUGGAGACCACGGACACUGGCCAGGCCGCGGGGCCUUUACGCAGGGAGGCGGCCGAGCCGGGCCCACGGCUCCAGGCGGGCGAGAGUGGCGGGAACCCCGCGGGCCGCCCUGCUCGGGGCCCCCGCUGCCUGUCCGCGGUGCCUGCCCCAGCCCCGGCUCUGGCCCCGGUCCCUAUCCCGAUUCCCGCCCCAGGCCCGGGCCCCGCUGCGGCCUUCGCGGGCACCAUCACCAUCCACAACCAAAACCUGCUCUUGCGCUUUGAGAACGGCGUCCUCACCCUGGCCACGCCCCCGCCGCCAGCCUGGGAGCCUGGGGUCGGGCCUGCCCUGCAGCCUGGGGGUCUGAUCGCCCCGCAAGCAGCGGCCCUGCACACCGCGCAGCCUGGCGACUGCCCCGAGCUGCCGCCCGACCUCCUGCUGGCCGAGCCGGCCGAACUCGCACCGGCCCCGGCACCGGAGGAGGAGGAGGAGGAGGCGGAGGGCCCGGCCGCCGAGAGCCCCCGUGGGCUGCUGGGCCCGGGCCCGGGCGUGGUGCUGUACCUGUGUCCUGAGGCGCAGUGCGGACAAUCCUUCGCCAAGAAGCACCAGCUGAAGGUGCACCUGCUGACACACAGCAGCAGCCAGGGCCAGCGGCCCUUCAAGUGCCCCCUGAGCGGCUGCGGCUGGACUUUCACCACCUCGUACAAGCUCAAGAGGCACCUGCAGUCGCACGACAAACUGCGUCCCUUUGGCUGCCCGGCGGAGGGCUGUGGCAAGAGCUUCACCACCGUGUAUAACCUCAAGGCGCACAUGAAGGGCCAUGAGCAGGAGAACUCGUUCAAAUGCGAGGUAUGCGAGGGGAGCUUCCCCACGCAGGCCAAACUCAGCGCCCACCAGCGCAGCCACUUCGAGCCAGAGAGGCCCUACCAAUGCGCGUUUUCCGGCUGCAAGAAGACGUUUAUCACAGUGAGCGCCCUGUUUUCCCAUAACCGCGCCCACUUCAGGGAACAGGAACUUUUUUCCUGCUCAUUUCCUGGCUGCAGCAAGCAGUAUGACAAGGCCUGUAGGCUGAAAAUUCACCUGCGGAGCCACACUGGUGAGAGACCUUUCCUUUGUGACUUUGACGGCUGUGGCUGGAACUUCACCAGCAUGUCCAAACUCUUAAGGCACAAAAGGAAGCACGACGAUGACCGGAGGUUCAUGUGCCCUGUGGAAGGCUGUGGGAAAUCUUUCACAAGGGCUGAACAUCUGAAAGGCCACAGCAUAACUCACCUGGGCACAAAACCUUUUGUGUGCCCCGUGGAAGGCUGCUGUGCCAGAUUCUCUGCUCGCAGUAGCCUCUACAUUCACUCCAAGAAACACUUGCAGGAUGUGGACACUUGGAAAAGCCGUUGCCCAGUCUCCACUUGUAAUAAACUCUUCACAUCCAAGCACAGCAUGAAGACCCACAUGGCCAAAAGACACAACUUCCGCCAGGAUCUCCUAGCUCAACUAGAAGCUGCAAAUUCUCUUACACCCAGCAGUGAACUCACCAGCCAGGCACAGAGUGAUUUCAGUGAUGCAGAGCUAGUGUCUCUCUUCUCUGAUGUGCCUGGCAAUAGUUCUGCGGUGCUGGGUACGGCACUGGUGAACUCUGGAAUCUUGACUAUUGAUGUGGCUUCUGUGAGUUCAACUCUGGCAGCGAAUCUCCCUGAUAACAAUAAUAAUUCCUUGGGGCAGGCUGUGGAUCCUCAGGCCCUGAUGGCCACCAGUAACCUUCCUCAAAGCCUGGAUACCUCUCUCUUUUUUGGAACGACAGCCUCUGGUUUUCAGCAGAGCACCUCAGAUACGGAUGAUGUCUCAAGUCUAAGUGUGGAGCCAGUGGGAUCCCUGGGCUCCUUGGCUAUGAAAAACUCCGGUCAAGAGACCCAAGCUUUGACCCCCAGCAGUAAGCUAACAGUGGACACAGAUGCUCUGACUCCUUCGAGCACACUUUGUGAAAACAGUGUCUCAGAACUACUGACACCAACCAAAGCAGAAUGGAGCGUACAUCCUGAUACUGACUUCUUUGGACAGGAGGAAGAAACCCAGUUUGGAUUCUCCAAUCAAGCAGGAAACCAUGGUUCUCAGAAAGAAGCAGAUCUUAUCACAGGGACUGGCAGCUCAUUUUUGUCAUUUCUUUUAGGUCUGAAAAAGAGCAGAGUCCUGGGCGACGAGUUUGGAGAUUUAAAUUCUGAUCUUGAGCCUGGAACUGACAAGUUGCGUGACCCUGAGCGAGCCACUUAACCUAUCUGAGCCUUAACUUCCUUGCUUAUAAAAUGAGGUGGUUUGAAUAGAUUGUUUUUAAAGUCCUUUCAGCUCCAUAUUUUCAUGGUUUUGUGCUCUUUCUUGAAAAUUUUAGAAUAUUUUACAAUAACUUGCACAUGCUUCUAUUGUAAUGAAAAGUACAUUGAGACUUAAUAAUCAGAGAACAUGGAACAGGUGUUUAACAUCUUAUGGAAAUUUUACACAAUGCCAAAAUAUUUCUAUAACUUAGUGUAUGAGCUUUAAAAAAAGUAAAGGUAAUUAUGUUUUUGUUCGUUUUACCUAUUUAUCUUUCUCUUCUCUUUUUUUGGUGAAAAGCGGUGUUGUGCAAAGUGCCAGGGCUUUGAUAUAACUCAGACACAGAAAUAUUGACUUUGUGUUGUUGCAUAAGUGGCCUUAAAAAAGUUAUUUAGUGUCACUAAGCCUCAGUUCCCUAACUGUAAAAUCAUCUUUAUAACGUACACGUGUCUUGUGCGUCUUACACUUUUUUUUCUAUCCCAGUAGUUAGUUUUGCAGGGAAAAUAUUUGUGAUUUGGCAUGUUUUGAUACAUCUUUAUCACUUUUCCUGCUCCUUAUUCCUUCUCAAAGAGGAAAAUUAACAUAAUUUUAUAACACAUUUGUGCAGGCAAUAAAGUUUUAUGAGGAUUAAGAAUCUCUUUCUUCCACAGAUUAAGAAAGAUUUUUCUCCACACAAUUCUUACACGACACUGCCCACAUGUCUUUUAGACCUGAUUAUAGUGUCUUUGCUGUGUAUUCAAGGCUUGCCCACAGAGCGACUAGAGAGCCUGUGGUUCCAAAAAAAAUCUGGGAAUGGAUCAGAAUGAGAUUUUCUCCCAUCUGUGCCCCAGAGAAUUCAUUGCUUGCCUUCUCCCAUGGUUGGAAUGAGAGGUUUCAUUUGGAUUUUGAGUAAAUAAUUGUCUGUCUUACAUGAGUAUAGUUUUUUACAGUUUACGUGUCACUUUCACAAGUAUUCUAUUUGAUCAUCACAAUUUUGUGAGAUAGCCUUAGCAAAGUUUUAACUAAACUCAUAUUAAAUAUACCUAACUUACUUUAUAAAUGAAUUUUGCUUAGUAACUCUUAAUUGUGUAUGUAUGUAUGUUUAUAUUUGUGUGAAUAUAUAUAUAAUAUAUAUUUGUUAUAGAAUGGGAGUUACAGAAUGCGAGUGUAUGUGUGUGUGUAUUUUAUAUAUAUACUUCUGAGUUUCAUGAUCCUUUUGUUUACAACCAUAUUUUCUGUAUCACCUGAAUUAAUGUCUGUUUCCUUCUGCUAUCUUUGUUCCCUCUCCAACCUAUUCUCUAGCAUGUACACACGAGUCCUUGUCAUGAUCUCUUUUUAAACUUUAAUUAGGCAAGUCUUCUUCAUGGUCACUAUUUCUCAGCCUUUCUCUUCAUGGCCCAUUUUUUUAGUCACAAUAUUUACUGCAAGUCUGAGUGUGCACUAAGAUAUUGUUUUCUGGACUGAGAUGUCAUUGUGUAUAUAUGAAUCAAAUAAUAAUGGCGAUAUUUUAUGUAAAGUUUUCAUGAGACAUGAGACAUGUACUUUUGCUUUUCUAAAUUUUUUUUCCACCAUAUAGUUCUGUUAACAAACACUAUUUGUUGCUCUGAAACAUUCUAACCCAAUAUUAUUUGCAUGGAAAUAUUUGUGGAUGACAUCUUUAUAAUUUGCAGUUUGGCAGUGCACUUUAUAAUUUGUCACUUUGAAAUGCAUCCAUACUAAUUUUUAAAUUGUACUCAUUCAGUGAAAAAGCAAAAAGUAUAUAAUAUACAUACAUUUGUACUCAAAUAAAUGGUCAGAUUUUGAUUGUUCCUAACCAUUUAACAAGUUCUCCUUCAGCACCAUGGAAAGAUUUUAAGCCCGUUUUAGAAAAGUGCUGUCAUUAGCUAAGUCCUCUUACAUAGAUUAUUCUUCAUUUCCUAGAGAUAGGAAUGGAGAAACUAUCUGAGGUGAGAAUCAUUUAGGAGUCUAUUGAACACACAGACAUCUGUUGAAUUAUAUAACCAUAAAAAUAUUUAAAAAUCCUUUCACUUUGUUUCUUUAAUUCCUUGAUCCUGUUUCCUCCCAUUAAAAACUAUCAUAAAAUGCUCUUUUGUUCUAUUCUGUGCAAUUGUCAAAGGACAAAUUUUACUUUUCUUGAAGAUAAUAAUCUUGUAAUUAUUUAUGGGCUCACACAUUUUCUUUCAGUCAAUUUGUUCAAAAGAUUUCUCUUUGAAUACCAUUUUCCCAGCAUGAUGGUUAAAAAUGGCAUGAAAUUACAAUCAGAAGUGUGACUACAAACAUAAUGGUUACAUUCUGGUUAAAUUUGCCAUUUAAAAAAAUAAUGGGACAUCGUUUAAUGUUAUACCGGUUGCCUUUUGUGCCUUUACUUUAUUAAAAUUUUGCCGAUUGAAAACACAGUAACAAAAUGCUUUGUAGGAAGGCUUGUGUCUAGGGGAAUCUGUUGAACAUGCCCAUCAUGAGUUGAAAUUUGUUAAUCUUGACAUUUUUACCAUUAUCUUUUACCUUUAUAGUAUUACAUAAUUCAAAGCUUUGAGUAGUAGAAAUGAAACUUGAUAGAAUGAGUAUCAUUUUUCUCUGUAGAUUAAAUGCUUCAUAUUCCCACAUAGGAAAAAUAAUAGAAAACUUUGGUAUAAUAGGUUAUUUAUGACUAUUCCUUGAUUCCAAAUAAAGCAUUGAUUAACUCCAUUUGGGAAUACUCAGAAUUCCUUAGUAAUUAUUGGUAUCAAACAGAUCCACUUGAUGAGUUGGUAAUAAUAAAAACUAAUUUAGGUGCAGAUCACUCAAAAUAUGUGAUAACUGAAAUAUAAGACUAAAGUGAAAUUUAUGUUUAUAUUCAUUUUGAACAAAAGAUUUGCUUAGUAAUUUUUAAAAAGAAAUAUGAAUUGGGGAUUUAGAGAACAGAUUAAGAACUUUAUCAGAACACAACUACAUAUAAAACACAAAGCAGUCAUUACAAAUGAACUUACUGUAUUUUUCAAAUCUGCACUGAAGGAAUCUUUGGUAACAAUUUUUAAGCUAGUGACAUCUCUCACUGUACAUUUCAAGUUAGUUUACUGACUACCUACAAAAUGCAAGGUAAAGCACAAGGGAUAUAAUAGAUAGGAGUAAAAUACAAGCCACAUCUUAAUUUUGGACAGGACAUGGGAAUUCACAUAUUAAACAUUUUACAACUGAACAGUACCAUACCAGGAAAUGUGCUUUUAGACACCAAAUUAAUGAUUUGGAGGAAAGGGAGAGGCAGUAGUUAUGCUUUAAUGGAUGGUUAGAUUUAGUUAUAUAGAGAAGAGAGUAGAUGAACUCCAGUCAGGAAGAAAAUAAUUCAAAUGGAGUUGGCCACAACAUUGGGAAAGACAACCUAGCUCAAACGAAGUGUUCAUGUUUGGAAAAAGCUGGGUGUUAGGGUUAGACUACCAGUACAGAGCCAAACUUUAGAGAGCUGUGAUUACUAGUAACAGUAGGUAGGACUUUAUUCUGGACAUGGUUAAGAGCCAGUGAAGAUAUAUAAGAAGGAAAGUCAAAUGAUGAAUAUAUAGAAAGCUCAGUAUAUUAACCAUGUACAAUGUGGAUUUUAGGGACAUAGGAAAAUCAUUUAGGAGUCUAUUGUAAUAAUUUUAGGGUGCUGUGAUGAAGGCUUGGACUGAUACUGGAGCAGGAAGGGACAGAUAUUGGGGAUAUUUCCAAAUUGAGGAAGCAAAUAUAACUUGGUUACUCAUUGAAUAUAUGUGACAUCCAUCAGAAAAAGGAAGUUCAGAAGUGACUCUAAGGAUUUCUUGGAGACUAAAAACUACAUUUCAUUAACAUGAACAGGAAGGUUGGGUAUUGAAAUCUUUUAUAUAUAUAAUAUAUAUGGAAUUAUAUAUGGGAAGUUAAUUAGGCCAUAUUUAAUUCACUGGGAAGUGAUAAAUCACUUAUCUCUGAAUAAGCUAUGCAUAUUGUGGAUUAUACACACUCUUAGAUAGUGGAGACCACUUCAUCUCCCUUGGUUCCUUCAUAUUCUCUGAUUCACAAUGUUUGUACUCUUGUUUGCCUUUGAGUUUUUACAGGCCUCUACAACCUCAUAUAAUACUACCCCAGAAUAGUCUGCAUCAAAAUGAGCUAUGUCAUCUCUGUAGAUUGGAGAGACAGGAAUAGGAUUGUCCAAAACUAAUUUGGGACUCCUUACCCAUAAUCUGUCACUAACAUGGUAUGGGAGCUCAGUCACAGGAAUGACAUCCUCUGUUAUCUACAUACCCUAUUUUCUCCUUUUUAUUGUUACCCUUACCCCUAAUGGUGAUAAUGCAGAAGGAAUGGAGUCCAAAGAAAAAGUUAAAGUAAAUAAAUAGCAUCACUGACUACUGAGCAGUUGCAUUUUGUUUGAUGGUGAAUUGCUGUCCAGCAUUGUCAAUAGAACACGUCAUCUCAUUCUAGUUUUCUGAUAUUAUGGAACUGAAACACAUGAUCUAUCACUUGGCCUACAGAAAGUUAUUCAGUAUUUUAAACAAGACAAUGAGUCUAAAGAGCAUUAAUAAGAUAUGAAUCUCUUAGAAAUAUCUCUUAUUGUUACCAGUUUAUUAAGCAGCUGGUAAUUGAGUACCAACUCUGUGUAAAGCAGUAUAAAGUAUGACACAAAAGUAUAUUUCAUCAAUUCAUUCAAACAUUUUUGAGCACUUAUUUGACAAGUGCUGUCUGUCCUUGUGCUCACACACAUUAUAGACAGGGAAACUAAUCAUUGAAAAAAAUAUGUAAUCAAGUUCUAAAUGGUUGCAUUUGGAAAUACAGAUUUAAAUACAAUAGCAGUUGUAAUUCUCAAGGGUGGACUAAAAAUUGUUAUGAAAAAUUUAAUGUACAGAUAAUCAAAAGCUAUUUCAAAAAGUUCUAAGAAUCUAAAAUUCAACCUGGGGUGCAGCAAUUAAAGUAUCCUAAAUUGAAAUUUUAAAACAGAAUUUUAGUGACAGCUUAAAUUAAAGCAAAAUCCUUAGGAAUUAAAUUUUAAAUUAUGCUUAUUUUUAUUUAUUAUAGAUUGUAAUCUUGGCUGUUGUAAGUGUUAAAUCUGAAGGUGAUCUUUUGGAAACCCUAUAAUACAAAUAUUAUUUUCAAAUGAGAAAACUAGUGCAUAAUUAAAUGGUAUUAAGCUAAAUAAAAUUACCUUCAUAUUAGACACAAAAGCAUAUUUUGAUUUUCUGAAAAACAAAAACCACAAGGAAUUUAAUUAGAAACUAAUUAUUUCAUAUAGGUACACUAGUUGAAAAGAAGGGUAUAUAAAUUUAAUGUGAUAUUUAGGACUAAGAACUGGAAUUUAACAUGAAGAAUCCUGAGAAAUCACCAAUCAUGUGGUUAGUGUCAGGGUAAUCACCAAGCAAGCAUUUAAGAGGCUCAGUAAGUUGCUUGACACAUUUGGAAAGGAGAACAAAAACAACCACAGCAAAAUAAAACUCUUUAGUGAAGCAGCACUAAGUUUCCAAGAUGCAAGACAAUUAUACAAAUGGUGUAACAAAAAGAGACAUUUCAACUCUUGGGCAUUCUCACUUUGGAAUAAACCCAAGAAAGUAUUACUCUUCAUCAGGACCUGUUUCCCUUUCCUGUUUACACUGCAGUAUGAGACUUCAUUAUGCUGGAUGGAUGUGAAAGAAGGAAGCUGGUCACAUGUCUUUGGGGAAACCAGCCAAAAUAGAGAAAUGAAAUGGAAAUUCCACAGCCAAUGACGAAGUGAAUAGAGCAGCAGUUCACCCCGUUCUAGUUCCAACUUUAGAAUAUAUGCUGCUAGAUAGAAUGAGUAUUCUUUUCCUCCCAAUUCAUGUUAGCGUUUGUUAGUUAAUGGUAAACUUAGUACUUGGUGUUUCUAAGGAAAUGCAAUAUUUUUUUUUCCAUUAAAGUCAUCUUAUAUUUCUGUGCCUUGUAGAACUAAUUAUUAUUUUAUUGCCAAUUAUUUAUAACACCAAUAAGAAUUAUAUCAGAUGCUAUGACAUACUAAUAGAAAAAAAGAGACAAGUCAUGUAUUUAUUAUUUUGCCUCACUUUUCAAAACAUUAAAACUUGUUUCUUUUUUUCUAAUUUGAGGUAUGUCACUGUCAUUUAUGUACUUAGAAAGCAGUAGGAUUUGAGAGUAUUGUAAAAAUAAGACUUCACACUUCUAACUUCAGAAUUUGACUAUUUUGCAAAUGGAGAAACCUAGGCUAGCUGGACUACUUUCCUAGAUAACAGAAGGCAUAUAUAAGGGAAUGGAAGACAAACUCAUUGGAUAAAAAGAGAUUAAUUUCUGUUAUUAGAACAGAUUUAGUAUUUAUCGAUUUUGCUAAUUUUGUAUAUUUUACAGACUAUUAUAGUCCAUUUCUAGAAGAACAACUGCAGCAUUAAAUCUUUAUACCUUAAAAAUUUAGCUAACUUGCAUUAUAUUUAAUUUUUAUAGUAGGCAUUUGAUAAUCCUUUGCACUGCUAAAUCUAUGUGCCAGAUCUCCUGAAUAUUGUAAAAACUCAAUGCAUAGGAGUUUGCAAAAUUUCUGUUUGCAAAGUGAUUGAUUCUAGUUGUCCCUCACUUUAGAUUCUUUUGGGGCAAAAAAAUCCUCAAAGAUAAAAUGUUAGCUAGAUCUAAGAACUCAUUGAGGAUUCUUCCCAAAAACAGAAAUGAGAAAAUAAAAUUUAAAUAACAAAAAGAGGUCAACUUUGCUCUAUAGCCAAAUGUUUCAUCUUUUCAUAAAUGUCUUUGUUUGAUAACAUAUGGAUAAAAGCACAGUGCAAUUUUGAAACAUGCCCAGUAUUUUCCAGUUACAGUUAGCAAUAUAAAGCCUUCAGAUAGAUGCUGUUGAAACAUUGGUCAUCUGUCUGAUACCAUCUCACUUUCAGAAGUUCCAUGAAGAUAGUAAGAAGUGAAAAGUUUUCCAAAUUUAGGUCCUGCCUAUGAUUUGCCAAAAUGUGGUCAGAUUAGAUGCUAUUGAUUAUUUUACGUGAUAGAUAAUCUUAAUGGUUUGUGCUUUUAACUAUUUCUACUCCAUAGUCUUUAAAGUAUUUGAAAACUAAAUGUAUUUGAUUCAUGCCAUUAAGAUUGAUAAUUCAUUUUUUAUUUGAUUUUCUUUUGCAAGACUGAUGGAUUAAGUAAAUAAGCAUUCAGAUAAUAGCUUAUAGGUUAUCAGUUUUGAAGUUGUAUAUUUUAAUCAUUCUUUGCUUUAAUUUCUAAGCUACCCUAUAUUGAAUCAUAACUGACUCUAUGAAACAUUUUAUUUAUAAAAUGUAUUAUUUUCAUGUUUUUAAAUGAAAUGUAACAUAUAUUACAAACAGAUUAUGAGGCUAUAGCUACAUGAAUUUUCACAAAGUGUAACCACCUACUACCCAGAUCAAGAAAUAGAAAUCUACCAGAACCUCAAAGCUCUGUUGUGUCCUCUUCCAGUAGACUAUCCUGAACCAAAGCAAGUAUGAUCUUGACUUCUAAAACCACAGAUUAAGGGUUUUUUGGGUUUGUUUUUGUUACUCUGUUAUUAUUGAGAUAAAAGUCAUAUAACAUAAAAUCAUGAAAUUUACUAUUUUAACCAUUUUAAAAUCAACAAUCGGUGGUUUUCAAUAUAUUCACAAUGUUUUGGAAACAUCAGGAGUAUCUAAUUCCAGAACAUUUUCAUCACUCCCAAAUGAAAUCUCACACCUAAUAAGAAGCCAUAUCCUAUUCCUCUCAUCCCCUAAAGAUUACUAAUUUAACUUUCACUUAUCUAUGGAUUUGCCUUUUCUGCACAAUUCAAAUAAAUGGAAGCAUACAAUGUGUGACCUCUUGUGUCUGGCUUAUUUUACUUAAUCUGUUUUCUGUGUUCAUGUUGUAGCAUGUAUCAAUACUUCAUUCUUUCUAUGGCUAAUAAUAUUCCUCGGUAUGGAUAUGCCAUAUUUUGUUUAUUAAUUCAUCAGUUGAAUAUUUGGGUUGUUCCCACUUUUUAGCUAUUAUGAAUAAUGCUGCUAUAAACAAUUGUGUACAUGUUUUCAUGUGAAUAUAUUAAAACCAUAGAUUAAUUUUGUUUAUUUUUAAGUUUUAUAGUGUGUUUGACUUAUUUUAUGGAACAUUUGGUUUGUAGGCUUCAGCCAUGCUGUUGCUUGUAGAAAUAGUUUAUUUUUGUUAUACAUAGUACUUUUGUAUGCCUAUAUCACAAUUAUUUUUACAUUCUGUAAAUGGGCAUUUAUGUUGUUUUCAGUUUGGGACAAGUAUUAAUUAUAUGUACCAUUCAAAUGUA